AUGAUCAAAUCAAUCAAGGCCGCUCAACGAUUAGGUUCAAGGGGCAACCCCACGGUCCAAGUCGAAUUAACCAUCAACCAAGGCACGUUCCGCGCUAUCGUUCCCUCGGGCGCCUCAACAGGUGCCAAUGAAGCCGUUGAACUCCGGGAUGCGACUCAAUUAAGUACGGUGGCAAAAGCCGGCCUCCAAGUGGAUACAGACCAGGCGAAAAUCGAUGAACUUCCCAACGCCUUAGAUGGUACCAAGAAUAAAGCCAACCUUGGCGCCAACGCUAUUUUGGGUGUCAGUAUGGCUUGUGCACGAGCUGGUGCAGCUGCCUCGGGCUUACGACUGUACGAAUAUCUCCGGCGUGAAUCUGGUGCGAAAACGCCCUAUGUAUUGCCAGUUCCGUUCUUUAAUGUCCUUAAUGGGGGCGUGCAUCCAGAAAAUAAAACGGCAUUCCAAGAGACCAUGAUUGCUCCAGUCGCAGCCACUUCUAUUGCUGAAGCCGUAAAAGUCAAAUUCGCCAUCGAUCCUGCUUCGAGCGAGUUCUUCAAGGAUGGAGCUUAUGACAUUGGAUUCAAAGAUGAUAAGUCAAACCGACAAAGUGCAAAGCAACUCAUGGAUAUAUACCAUUCGCUUCUCACAAAAUAUCCAAUUGUCCUACUUGAAGAUCCAUUCGCGGAGGAUGAUUGGGCCAGCUGGACGGAAUUUCGCAAAAAUUGCCCUAUUGAACUAGUUGGCGAUGAUUUACUUGUGACAAACACGAUCUAUGUCCAAGAAGCCCACGUGAAGACAGCGUGCGAUUCCAUGUUGCUCAAGAUCAACCAGAUAGGCACGAUAUCUGAAGCUCUCAAAGCGUUUGUAUGGUUGGAGCGAACACAUAGAGUGUUCGUGUCUCAUCGCUCUGGUGAAACCACCGACGACUUCAUCGCGGACUUAGUUAUUGGACUGCGGACUGGCCAUAUCAGCUCAGAGGCACCAUGUCGCGGUGAGAGAGUGGCCAAAUAUAACCGGCUGAUGGAAAUUGGAGAGACGCUUUGGGCCAAAGGAGAGAAGGUUACAUAUGCCUGUGAAAGAUUCCGCGCCGCAUACAAUGUCUAG
Molecule: messenger RNA, 1083 nt
Organism: Penicillium salamii
Lineage: Eukaryota; Fungi; Ascomycota; Eurotiomycetes; Eurotiales; Aspergillaceae
Source: the annotation of a GenBank genome assembly